Molecule: messenger RNA, 570 nt
Organism: Telopea speciosissima
Lineage: Eukaryota; Viridiplantae; Streptophyta; Magnoliopsida; Proteales; Proteaceae
Product: putative F-box/kelch-repeat protein At1g62270
Exons: 1
Coding region: 1-570 (189 amino acids)
Molecular function (GO): protein binding
Source: RefSeq, a predicted model, not a curated record
AUGAGAACUCUUUCACAAGAGGAUAAAGAAGGAGAGAAGGGUCAAGGGUACAACAACCCACCCGACUUUCCUAUAGAUGUUUUCUUCCAUAUACUCAGUAGAGUACCUGCAAUAUCGGUUCACAACUUUAGGUCUGUGCAGAAACCUUGGAAUGAUUUGAUAUGUUCUGAUCCAUCUUUCAUUGAAGCCCAUUUCCUCCAAGCCAAACAAGAUCCAGGAUGGAUCAUGGAAAUGUCCAACCCUCUCAAGGGAAGAGGUAUGUUUGAUACAUACUUGAUGAAGCUAGAGGACGGAGAGAUUAUUAAACAAAAUAUAAAUGUCUCUCACCAUGCAAUAGUUACAGUUUUAGCCAGUUGCAAUGGUUUGCUAUUGAUGAAGAAGAGGAGUACUCUUUACCUCGUUAAUCCUAUCACAAAGCAACAGAUGAAGCUGCCCUCACAUGGUCUCCGUCACGGUUAUGACCGUUAUGCUUUCGCUAAUAUACAGUCAACUAGGAAAUAUAAAGUCCUUUAUUAUUACCCUGGUUUAUCUGAUGGAUGCCGCAUUCUGACUUUGGGUUCUAACACAUGA